AUUGGUUGGUUGCGGACUGUUGUUUGUAACAAAGAACUAUAGGAAGACAUGUGCAUACAAUAUAUUGGCUUGAUAUAAGGGUGGCCAUUUGCACGGUCUGACCAAAACUUUACUAACAACAUUUUUAUAUAGUCACUGACAUUUGUUUGAAAUCGAUUCGCAGAAUACCAUGUCAGCAGCAAACGAGUUGAGUGCUGGGGACUGCGUUGACGCUAGGCGGGGCGAUGGACAAGAGUCAGAGGGCCCCUGUGGUGGCUCUGGGUCUAUGCAGGUGGAUGCCAAGCCUCAGUCCCAUAGCUUCAGGUACAGCCUCAGCUACCCCAGCAUUGGCCAGUGUAUCAUCAUUAACAACAAGAACUUUGACAGAAGAACAGGUAUGAAUGUACGCAAUGGCACAGAUGUGGAUGCAGGCAACGUGAUGAAGGUGUUUGGGAAACUGGGUUAUAAGGUGAAGGUUUACAAUGACCAGAAAGUGGACCAGAUCAAGCAUGUUUUAACCACAGCCUCCAAGGAGGACCACAGCUGCUCCGCUUCGUUCGUGUGUGUCCUGCUGAGUCACGGGGAUGAUGGCGUGUUCUUCGGGACGGAUGCCUCCAUCGAGCUCAAGAGCCUCACCAGCCUGUUCCGGGGCGACCGCUGCAACUCGCUGGUGGGCAAGCCCAAACUCUUCUUCAUCCAGGCUUGCAGAGGUACUGAUCUGGACGGGGGCAUCGAGGCAGACAGCAGUUCAGAUGGGAGUUCAACCAAGAUCCCUGUGGAAGCAGACUUCCUCUAUGCCUACUCCACAGCUCCAGGCUACUACUCAUGGAGAAACACUCAGACUGGCUCCUGGUUUAUCCAAUCUCUGUGUGAGAUGAUUGGCAAGUACAGCAAAGAGCUGGAGGUCCAACACAUCCUGACCCGGGUCAACCACAAGGUGGCGACAGAGUUUGAGUCUGCGUCAAACUCUCCCGGCUUCGAUGCCAAGAAGCAGAUCCCCUGCAUUGUAUCAAUGCUGACCAAAGAGAUGUACUUUACAUCCUGAACGGAGAAAGGUUUGAAGAAGCUCCUCAUUUGCCUGGUCCCAGAUUGGUUUUAGCUGUCUCGCCAACUCCUAUGGUCUGUCUCGCCACUCCUAUGGUCACACUCCUGGUACCAGCUUCUGAGUGAGGGCAAUAGAUGUGUGUUUGUUUUGGUUGUGGAUUGUAUUAGCUGAAUUUUUAACACCACUGCUCAAUCACUCUAGCUCAAGUUGGACUUGGUUUAAACUUGUAGGCUUAAGUAUCACAUUUUAUGUUGGAGGUUGAAACCUCUGUCAUGCUUUCAGCCUGAUGUCAAGAAGUUGACUCUUCUUCAGAGUAGGGGUCAGUUCACAUUUCAAUUCCAUCAACUGGGGAAGUGUGAAAUCCUAAUUGUAAAUGUUAAAUUUAAAAAAACUUCCUAAAUGCACUGAUUGAUUUGAAAGUUGAAUUGACCCCAACCCUGUUUCUUACUGAAUGAUCCCUUGUGUGUAAAGUUUAACGGAGGAUGUCUAUAACGUUUUGGGAGUAGAUUGCAGGGGUAGUGUGUAGUAAUCAAAUCGUGGACGUGCAACUCAUCUACAAGCACCAGCAUUUCUCCCUCAUUAUUCUUUAAACUUUUUAUUUUAUUAUUUUUACAAUGUCUAGAACCACACAUUUUGUUGGAUACUUGAAUGAGUAGUCAAAGUGCAUUUCUGAAGGGAUUAUGUUACAUUUGUCUUUUGUGUGGGUUUAAAUUGAUGAUAUUUUUUAAAUUGCCGGAUAUUGUGUAAGUUCAUUAUAGUUAUUCUGUGAAAAAAAACAAUCCUGUUAAAUUAAUUCUGCAGAAAUAAGGCUUCAAAGUUGGUCAAUUGAAAGCUCUUCCUGACCUGAACAUGACCAAAUGCUUACUCUGUUUGUAGGUUAAAAACAUUUUUCUCCUGUCCUGGCGUAACAAAUGUGUGGUAUGUUGAUAGGAUGUGUAUGCUAAAUAUAAUAAUAAUAUAUGCCAUUUAGCAGACGCUUUUAUCCAAAGCGACUUACAGUCAUGUGUGCAUACAUUCUACGUAUGGGUGGUCCCGGGGAUCGAACCCACUACCCUGGCGUUACAAGCACCAUGCUCUACCAACUGAGCUACAGAAGGACCUCAGAAUACUAAACAACAGUUAAAUUUUCCUGUGGGCAGAACAUGCAGUACAAUACUCUUUUCAUCUCUCCCUGCAGUCAUGUUCAUUCAUCACUUUAAAAAAUGACUAUAUUCUUCUCUAAUAGCAAAAAAAAGAUCCACGUCAAACAAACUCUUCCAAUCCUUCAGGUGUCAAUCUUUUUUUCCCCCCUUAGAAAGAUAAAGGCAGGUAAAGAAAGACAAGACACGCGACAACAAAAUAAAAAGUUUACUGUGCAUCGAGUGGAUACAGGGUGAAAGGCAGCUUCAGCUAAACAGGAAGCCAGGGGGAAGGCAGCUUUAGCUAAACAGGAAGCCAGGGGGAAGGCAGCUUCAGCUAAACAGGAAGCUGAACAAACAACAAAGUGUUUCCAGGUAUGCUGAUAGACAGGAUGUGUCCUCUCUAACUUGGCAGACAUUUUGUCUAUAUAUUAAAGGCCCAGUUGUAGAAGCUUAAAGGUGCACUCCGGUAGUGAUGUGCGGGUCAGCUGUUUUAUUCACCCGCCCGCAAUUGCUAAUAACCCAUCUGCAACCACCCAACUAUAUGUGAUAAAGUGAAAAUGCAAUAAGAUUUUCUGUGCAAAAUGUACACGUGACAUCAGUUUGACGAAUUAAAGCUGUGAAAAUGA
Messenger RNA from Oncorhynchus keta (chum salmon), 2771 nucleotides. RefSeq names its product caspase 3, apoptosis-related cysteine peptidase a (gene casp3a). Lineage: Eukaryota; Metazoa; Chordata; Actinopteri; Salmoniformes; Salmonidae. The record is from RefSeq and is a predicted model, not a curated record. Bases 170 to 1024 code for a protein of 284 amino acids. The transcript has 6 exons. Gene Ontology annotation, biological process: keratinocyte differentiation; erythrocyte differentiation; proteolysis. Gene Ontology annotation, cellular component: cytoplasm.